Venturia canescens is the source of this 2283-nucleotide messenger RNA. RefSeq lists its product as uncharacterized. Gene Ontology annotation, biological process: DNA replication. The transcript has a single exon. Bases 1 to 2283 code for a protein of 760 amino acids. Lineage: Eukaryota; Metazoa; Arthropoda; Insecta; Hymenoptera; Ichneumonidae. Gene Ontology annotation, molecular function: DNA-directed DNA polymerase activity; DNA binding; nucleotide binding. The record is from RefSeq and is a predicted model, not a curated record.
AUGCGCGUUAGCAAACUCGUGUUUCUCGACAGCUUGAACUACUUUCACAUGCCUCUGAGUGCACUGCCUAAAUCUUUCGGUCUAAAAACUGCUCUCGCCAAAGGAUCUUUUCCCCAUCUGUUCAAUAGGCCCGAGAAUCAAAAUUAUAUUGGGCCGAUGCCGCCUGCAGCCGAUUACUCUCCCGACACUAUGCGCCUGGAGGAAUGCGAGCGUUUUUUUGCAUGGUAUAACGAGUUAAAGAAUGCCUCUUAUGUAUUUAACUUUUCAAACGAGCUCAUAACCUAUUGUAAAAACGACGUUACGAUAUUGAGACAGGCCUGUGUGGUUUUCCGGAAAAUGUUCAAGGACAGCGGACGCGUUUGCCCGUUUAGCGAAAACACAACAAUCGCGUCCGCCUGCUUUCAAAUCUUUCGAAAAAAUUUUUUAAAACCUAACACGAUCGGUAUUAUACCUACGGGCGGUUACAGAUGGGCUCACAAUCAGUCAAAAAAAGCGGUCUCUUGGCUCGUGUGGAUGGAGCAUUCUUUAAAUCGUCGUAUCAUUCACGCAGGACGCUCGCGCGAGUUUAAAUUGCCUCAAAAUUUAUUAGUAGACGGUUACUACGAAACACCUGAUUCAGCCCACGUGUUACAGUUUCACGGUUGCUAUUGGCACGGGUGUUUGAGCUGUUUCACUGUAAACAGAGACCGUGUACAAGGCGACGGUGAUACACUGAACGAGCGUCUCGAGAGAACAAACGCUAUAUCGCAGAGAAUCCGCUCAAGCGGCUACACGUUAACCGAGAUUUGGGAGUGCGCGUAUGACCGGAUGAUAAAAACAGAUUUAGAGAUGAGCGCUUUUGUGAGUGAUCACCCUCUGGUUCGAGCGGAGCCUCUCAAUCCGCGCGAUGCUUUUUUCGGUGGUCGCACGGAAAACAUGGUCACUCUGUACGACGUGAAAGACGGGGAGCAGAUACGAUAUGUUGACGUUUGUUCUUUGUACCCAUACAUCUGCAAGUACGGCAAAUAUCCGGUGGGCCAUCCAACGGUAUACGUCGGCGACGAGUGCAGGGCGCUGACAGGUCCCGAAAAUAAUAUCAGUCUUUCCCGCGUCGAGGGCCUUGUUAAAUGUACAGUGCUUCCACCGCAAAAUCUUUAUCAUCCGGUGCUGCCGGUGCGAAUGCAUCAGCGCCUGUUAUUCGGGUUAUGUCGUAGCUGUUGCGAAACAAUGAACCAGGACGCGUGUCCUCAUGAAGACCCCGCGGAGCGUGUGUUUAGCGGUACUUGGGUAGUGGAUGAAUUGCGAAAAGCUAUUGCGUGCGGGUAUAAAAUAUUAACCGUGAGCGAGAUUUGGCAGUAUAAUAUAACGCAGUACAACCGCGAUACACAAAAGGGGGGCCUUUUCACCGGGUACAUAAACACUUUUCUUAAAAUCAAACAAGAGGCUAGCGGUUGGCCCGAGGGUUAUGCAGAUGACGAGGCUGCCCAAGAGCGUUAUAUAACUGCUUUUAAGACAGCCGAAGGGGUUCAGCUGGAGCGGGGUGCGGUAGCGAAAAACCCGGGGCUGCGCUCGGUAGCCAAACUUUGUCUUAACUCCUUUUGGGGUAAAUUUGGACAACGCGAAAAUUUACCGCAAACAGAAAUAGUAUCGACACGCGAAAAACUUAUGGAGCUGCUAAAUAGCCCCGAGCACGAGAUCACUGGUAUGCUACCUGUUAACAACCAGGUGCUGUAUGUUAAUUAUACGAAAACCAGUGAUGCUGUAAUACCGUCUAAUAUAGCAAAUACUGUCAUAGCUGCAUACACCACAGCCCAAGCCCGUUUAAAACUUUACACCUAUCUCGAACCGCUGGGUAAGCGUGCUCUGUACUGCGACACCGAUUCCGUUAUUUAUGUCACGAGAAAAGAGCCUGGAGAGUAUGAACCGCCAACGGGUCAAUUGCUAGGGGAUUUAACCGACGAGCUAAGCUCCUACGGCGAGGGCAGUUACAUUAAGUCUUUCAUCUCAGGCGGCCCUAAAUUUUAUUCUUUCAUAGUUAAUACGCCGAGCGGCGCGGAAAGCGAGGUUUGCAAGGUUAAAGGCAUAACGCUGAAUUACGCAAACAGCUCGCUGAUAAAUUACGAAUCAAUACGGUCAUUUAUAAUAGGUGAGAGAGAAAAUCCUGUUGUACUACAGUUUGAUUCAAUACGUCGUACGCCGUUCCACCAGGUUGUCACACGACCCGAAAAGAAAUCGUGCAUGCCUCUGAGCGUCAAGCGAAGACGUGAUGGCGAAUACGGCUCGCUCCCUUACGGCUACAAAUAA